GACCACAGCUAAGUGACGGUGAGCUUUUACAAUGAGAAAGCCUCUUUGUGCGCAUAACCUAUAUAAGAGAUUUCUGCUGCGGAUUCUUUCUUUGAAAUAAUGUCGGCUGAAUAUGAUAACAGAGACAAUGGCCCUGAAGGCAUGGAGCCAGAUGGGAUCAUUGAGAGCAAUUGGAACCAGAUUGUGGAUAGCUUUGAUGAGAUGAAUCUACGCGAGACCCUGCUCAGGGGAAUUUAUGCCUAUGGUUUUGAGAAACCUUCAGCUAUCCAGCAAAGGGCCAUUAUGCCUUGUAUCAAGGGUUACGAUGUGAUUGCUCAGGCCCAAUCUGGCACCGGGAAGACUGCCACCUUUGCCAUUUCCAUCCUUCAGCAGAUUGAUGUGGAGCUGAAAGGCACUCAGGCUCUGGUCUUGGCUCCCACCAGGGAGCUGGCUCAGCAGAUUCAGAAAGUGGUCCUUGCCCUGGGUGAUUACAUGGGAGCCAGCUGCUAUGCCUGCAUUGGAGGGACCAACAUCCGCAGUGAGGUCCAGAAACUGCAGGCUGAAGCCCCACACAUCGUGGUGGGAACUCCCGGGCGCGUCUUUGACAUGCUAACUCGCAAAAACCUUUGUAAGUCUUCCUGAGAAGGAGUUAAAUCA
Molecule: messenger RNA, 636 nt
Organism: Neolamprologus brichardi
Lineage: Eukaryota; Metazoa; Chordata; Actinopteri; Cichliformes; Cichlidae
Source: RefSeq, a predicted model, not a curated record